UGGGUACACAACACAUUUGACAAUACCUUCGUCAAAAAAAAAAACACAUUUGACAAUACCUCUAACAUCCCUUUGUUGUUGACUUUCUUGUUUUGAAGCUAAGAAACAAUCAUUCAAAGUUCAUUCCAUUACAUCGUUUAUGUCUGCUGCAAUAUGUAUUACCUUGGCAUAGGGCUCGCUACAUACAAAAUAAUUAUAGCUGUUGUUUGUGUCAUAUCGAUUAUUCUGAUAAAGACAAUUCAUAAAGUACGUGCAUAUCGAGUUUGCAAAGUCAUUAAAGAUGUCGAAAGAGAAAAGAAGAAACUGAUUUCAAAUCGAGAUUUUCUACAACAAAAAAUUGAUGCAACCGAUCAUAAAACACAAAAGGUCAGUGAUAUUGUUUUUGGGUGGCUAAAAGAAGUGGAUAAACUUGUACAAGAGGUGGAGAAUGUGACAUUAAUAGCAGAACCAGAAUCAAUAAGAUAUAACAUUGAAAUGCUUAACAAAUUAAAGGCAUUGAAUAUCAAAUGUGAAUUUGAGCCAUUUUCCAAUCCAAUUCCAAGUUUAGAGCAUUUCUCUUCUGGAAAUUUUGUAUGUUUUGAGCCUAUAAAAGAGACUUCAGAUCGACUUUUGGAGGCGCUACAAAAUCGUAAUUUCUAUAAAAUUGGAUUGUAUGGAAAACGGGGCUCUGGUAAAACAAAGUUAGUUAAAGCUGUGGCUGAGAAAGCCAGGUACUUGGGGGUUUUUGAUGCAGUUUUAUUUUUCACUGUGUCACAAAAUCCAAAUGUAAAACAGAUUCAAGAUGAAAUUGCUGACUUGUUGAAUCUGAAAUUCAACAAAAAUACUGAAGUCGGAAGAUCUAGAGAAAUAUACUUGACAUUAGAAAGGAUGGAUCGUCCGGUUCUUGUGAUCUUGGAUGAUGUUUGGGAAAAUCUUGAUCUAGAGGAACUAGGCAUUCCUUGUAAUAAUAAUCGAUGCAAGGUCCUUUUGACCACGCAUAGCAAACAAGAAUUUGCACUAAUGAACUGCCAAGAAGUGAUUCCAUUGGGUCCCUUAUCUAUAGAGGAAUCUUGGACUUUGUUUAAAAAACAUUCAGGGAUAGACAAUGAGUCCUCGACCGACCUGUUAAAUGUAGCACGUGAAGUAGCUAUUGAAUGUCAAGGGUUACCUAGAACAAUUAAAGAUGUGGGAUCUUCCUUAAGAAGUAAACCUAUUGAAGAGUGGAAAGCAUCAUUAGAAAGUCUCAGAUAUGCAAUGACUCAAUACGAUAUUUUCAUCAGUUUUAGAGGAAAAGAUACUCGUGACUCUUUUACAGGUUUUCUCUACGAUGCAUUGUGUCGGGAAAGGUUCAAGACCUUCAUGGAUGAUGAGGGAUUGAAGGGUGGGGACGAAAUUUCGUCUUCUUUAAUCAAAGCAAUUGAGGCAUCAAAGAUUUCAAUUGUUGUUUUCUCAAAAAAAUUUGCACAUUCAGCUUGGUGUCUAGAUGAACUGGUCACUAUUCUUAAGUGUAAGAAGACGAAGAACCAACAGAUUUUACCAAUUUUUUACAAAGUAGAACCGUCUGAUGUAAGACAUCAAAAAAAUAGUUAUGAAAGAGGCAUGGCUAAACAAGUAAAAAGGUUUGGAGAUGAUUUUGAGAAGUUAAAGAAAUGGAGGUCAGCUUUAUUUGAAGUUGCUAGCUUGAGUGGAAUAACUCACAACACUGGGUACGAAUAUAAACUAGUCCAUAGCAUCGUGGAAAGAGUAAACAACCAAAUUUAAUUAUGUCAAGUAUCACUCUUUUUUUUAACUAAAAGGAACCGGAUAGGACUUCAAAAGAUAAUAAAGUUCUCCUCAAGAGAAUCCAGCACUUCUUUUUCUUUCUAUUUAGCAGGCUUGAAUAUAAAGAUAUGAAGCUGUAAUGUGUAUUGAGUGUAUUCAUGAUUUUAUAUUCUGAAAGUGUACUCUUUUCCCCAAGGUUACUUCUUGUUUAAUUGAUGAUA
Messenger RNA from Trifolium pratense (red clover), 1961 nucleotides. Its product is annotated as probable disease resistance protein At1g61310. Gene Ontology annotation, biological process: signal transduction; defense response. The coding region runs from base 154 to 1740 and encodes 528 amino acids. The transcript is spliced from 3 exons. The record is from RefSeq and is a predicted model, not a curated record. Lineage: Eukaryota; Viridiplantae; Streptophyta; Magnoliopsida; Fabales; Fabaceae. Gene Ontology annotation, molecular function: ADP binding; ATP hydrolysis activity.